Molecule: messenger RNA, 2175 nt
Organism: Paramecium tetraurelia
Lineage: Eukaryota; Ciliophora; Oligohymenophorea; Peniculida; Parameciidae
Exons: 6
Biological process (GO): protein phosphorylation; intracellular signal transduction
Cellular component (GO): cytoplasm
Molecular function (GO): ATP binding; protein serine/threonine kinase activity
Source: RefSeq, a predicted model, not a curated record
AUGAAAGGAGGUGGUUUCAAGGUGAGACCCACAACUCGUUGUAACUCUGCCAUAAGGAGGCCAGCCUAAGAAUUAGCCAUCUUGGAUCUGUAUUAACAAACAACCAUCAAUCCAGUUCCCUAACUUAUUUUAACACCAACUUAAAGAAGUCUCAGACCUAGGCCUAAAACUGGCAUGAGGGUUACAGAUUAAUAUUGCACAGUGGCUAACCAAGAAAAUAAGACAGAACAUUUCCUCAGACAUAAGACUGCUCAAGGCUCUUACAGAACAACCAAAUAAUCAACGAAAAUUUAAUUGGAAACCUUAGCAGAUGGCUUACUAAAAAAAACUAGCAUCACAUAAUUAGAUACUGAUGUUCCAUAAUAAUGUGAACAGAAAUUGAAAACUCAACCUAUAGAUCUUUUCAAGAUCUCACGUUCUAGUUCUCAAUAACAAGUGAAUGCCAAUACCGUAUUGCAUCAACAAAUUUCUAAUUUAGAUAGAUACUUAAUUUUGACUACUCUUGGGUAAGGUUCCUAUGCAACCGUUAAAUUAGCAAGAGAUAAAUUGACAGAAAAACUAAUUGCAAUCAAGAUUUAUUCCAAAGCUAAAUUAUGCAACUAACAAAGGAAAUAAUAAUUGAAAAGAGAAAUCCACAUUCUCAAAUUAUUGGACCAUUCAAAUAUCAUCAAGUAUGUCAAUACAAUCGAAACCCAAAUGGAUAUCAAUCUAAUCGUUGAAUACGGUGGUUCCAAGAGUUUGCGAUCUUAUUUAAAACAAUUUCCCAAUAGAAGACUUGAUGAAGAAGAUGCAAAACUACUAUUUAGAUAAAUUGUAAAAGCUGUAGAUUAUUGUCAUUCUUUGAAUAUUGUACAUAGAGAUAUUAAACUUGAAAAUAUACUCCUAAAAGAUAACAAUGAGAUUAAAUUGAUUGAUUUUGGAUUCUCAGUCUUAGUUAAUAGAGAUUGCAAAUUAGGAGUAUUUUGCGGAACUCCUAGUUACAUGGCUCCAGAAUUAGUCAAUAAAUAGGAUUACUUUGGUAAACCUGUUGAUGUCUGGGCCUUGGGGGUUCUGCUGUAUGUUUUAUUGACAGGUCAUUUUCCAUUUAAAGGGUCCAAUGAUUCUGAUCUAUAUGGAUAAAUUAAAAAAGGAAUAUACCAAAAGGUUAAUGCAUCCCCUCAAUGUCAAAAGUUAAUUUCAUAAAUGUUAACCAUCAGGGCGAGCGAGAGAAUCACAACUUUAAGAGUAUAAAAAAAAUAAAAUUAUAGAUCUUGUAAGACAGAUGGUUCAAUUCUUGAUUUUAAUUAAUUUAUGUAAUAUAAAAUUCGUCUGCAGGUUGCUAAGGGUCUCUAAGAAACCUAUGGAUCAAAAUAAUCACAAUCAAGUUAAUUACCUGAUAAUCAAGUUCAAUCCUCAUAGGCAUCUUCUUCUGCUUUUAAAACAUCGAUUCCUUAAUUUUCUAAAGAAGAAAUUGAGAAGCAUGAUCAGACCUUGAAGGAGCAAACUUAAAUAUACAACGAGAGGAAAAAGAGGAAUGGAUAGAAAUUUUAGCGUUUGACUAAGGAAUAGUAAUUGUAAUUGGUAAAGCUCAUUAAGAGUGAUCCUCAAUUUUAAAAUCAAUUGGCUGAAGCCAUAAUUAAGCACACUGAAAUUGCGUAAUUCAUAAAGAAGGCCAAUACACUUAAGGUGAUGAAGUCAUUAAAUAAAACAGUAAUUGAAUUUAAAACAAAUAUGACAAAUAAAAUAUAAGCCAUAUUUCUAAAUCAUCAAAAUUAAACUUACAAUAAGCUUAAAUACUUAUUAAAAGAAAAGGAGAUGCUCAUGAUUAAAGUAUUGGAAUAAAAACUAUCAACAUAUGUUGAAAUCAAACAAAAUUUCAAGGAGGCUUUAUUAGCAUAGUUGAAAAAAGUAUUAAAAAUGCAAAUAGAGGAAAAUUGUAGGAAAUAUGCUAAGACUUUGUCAUCAUAAUUAUAGCUGAUGUAUGAGGGAAUCGCAUAGAUAAUUGGACAACACGUUGAGCUUAAUAAGGAUAGUAGAUUUGAAUAAGAAUUAUGUCUGCAAAUUUAGAAAGUCAAAGAUUACUUUGCCACUAGUGAAUAAUAAUACAUUAAACGCCUGUAAACAGAUAUGAACGAUCAUUAUAUAAAUACAAUAUAGACUAUCAUUUAGGUUUAGCAAAAACUUAAAUUAAAUUGA